CUCCCACCUCAGCGCAAGAUGGCGGCGGGCGCCUCGGACCCCCUGGAAGAGAUGCUGCUCUUCUCCGAGGAGGUGGACGAGAAGGCGGUCAGCGACCUGGUGGGCUCCCUGGAAUCGCAGCUGGCCGGCGGCCGGGGCUCGGCCGAGGCGCCCCAGCCCAGGACCUCCGCCCCGUCCCAGCAGCAGCAGCCGCAGCAGCAGCAGCAGCAGCAGCGCCAGGGCAGCCUGGCGGGGGGCGGCAGCCCCGUCCGGCAGCAGCAGGGGCACCCCGCGCCUCCCCCCGCUACCGGGGCGGAGGAGGCUGCGGCGGGCCGUCCCGGAGCCGCGGAGAGCCGAGCCCCCGCCCCGGGGCCGCUCCCGUCCCCGUCUCCCCCGGCGGCAGCGGCGGCGGUAGCGGCGGCGGCGGCAGGGCGGGGAGUGAGUGUAAACAGUAGUAGUGUGCAGCAAUCACAUGGAGCGGCUCUGCUCGGCGGCAGCCCCGCCGCCCCGGCCCCGCCGCAGCCCGCCGCACCCCCGCCCGCCCCGCCUGUCAACAACCAUGUGGCCGCCGGCACCGGCUCCCGGGACGCGGGCAGCCCCAGCCCCGGCCGCAGCCCGCCCGCCGCGGAGCCGCCGCCGCGCAACGAGGCCGCGGAGGGGAGCGGGGCGGAGGGCGGCGGGCGGGCGGCGACGGAGGGAGCCGACGCCGCCGAGCCCGCGCCGCUGCCCGGCGAGGCGGCGCCCAACGGGGAGGGAGCCAGGGGCCGGGCGCCGGCGGUGCCGCCAGUCAGCGGCCGGCAGAGCCCGGCCGGCAGGGAAGGCGGCGCGGCGCAGCCCAAGCCCGCGCACGGCCCGCAGCCCGCAGUAAACGCGCUCGGCAACUCCGCCAGCCCCGCGCCCGCCGCCACCCCGCCGGGACCGGGCUCUGCCGCCAAACCCGCGGGCGUCGCCAAGCCGGGCGCUGCCCUCCCCGCCGCUUCGCAGGCGCUGUCGCCGCGGCCCGCGCUGGGUGCCGCCCCGAGGCUCGUGGCCCCGCAGCUGAUCGUCAGGCCGCCGCAGCAGACCACCAUCCAGCUGCCGCCGGGCUUCACCAUCCCGCCCGGCAUGGUCUUGGUGCGCACAGAUGCUGGACAACUUGUGAUGGUGCCUCAGCAGGCUCUAGCCCAGGCGCAGAUGCAAGCUCAAGUGCAAACACAGGGACAAGGUCCUACCAGCAUUUCGCCUCGACUUUCAGUGCCCACAAGCGGCCCAGUUUUUCGCCUAACAACAACUCAGCAACCGACUUCUGUAGCCACAUCUACUGUCCGCCUUGGACUUCCAGUGCAAGCCAAAGUUGUUCAGUCAACUGCAACACCUGUUAGUGCUACAGCUGCUGUGACUCUGCCAGGAGGCUCUAUUCUUUCACAUACCACAGUGUCAGUAGCUACAACAAAUGCUCAAAAUUUGUUCAAGACUACAGUAUCAACGGGAACACCAACAUCUCAACAGCCUGCAGUAAUUACUGGUGGACAAACUCAAGCUGCAGCACAAAACCAGAGUCAGCCUCGGCUCCCACUUCCACCUCAUACAACAGCACAAGUGCCAGCACAGCCCCAAGUCAUACCAAGCUCUCCUGUACCUGGAACUACAGUUGUAUCACAGGAAAUGCAAGAGAAUGUGAAAAAAUGCAAAAACUUUUUAGCUACUCUUAUAAAACUUGCUUCUCAUAAUUCACCUUCUCCAGAAACGUCCCGCAAUGUGAAAGCUCUGGUUCAGGAUUUGUUGGAUGCAAAGAUUGAUCCAGAAGAAUUUACAGGCCGCCUUCAAUCAGAACUCAAAUCAUCUCCUCAGCCAUAUCUUGUACCUUUCCUUAAGAAAAGUCUACCUGCAUUGAGACAAUCGUUACUGAAUAGUCAACAUUCAGUUUUGCAAGGACAGCCGUCUCAGCAGUCGCUUCAACAAACCAAGCUAUCACAAGUUAUACCUCAAUCUGCCUCUGGAAGUAUUUCCUCCAUUGUCACAACGCAGACAAUAGGAAUAAGGCAACCAAACAACAUUUGCACAGUCUCUGUAUCAAAUACAGUGCAGCCUCCUCAGGUUAAGGUGGUACAGUCAAAUCAGAGUUCUCAACUGCAGAUUAUCCAGUCAACAUCUGCUCAAACUGUGAAACGAAACCCUGCUUGCCAGACUACCCAGAUUAGGAUGCCAGUGGUAAUAACUCAGACCAUUAGACCACAAGGCACAGUAGGGAAGGCACCAACAAUACAAGCCAGCAAAAGUCCUGGGGGCUUUGGUGUUCAGGUCUCUGCAAAUCAGAAAAACAAGCUGAAUGACCCUGGAGGUGGUUCUUUCAGAGAUGAUGAUGACAUCAAUGAUGUUGCCUCUAUGGCUGGUGUUAAUCUGAAUGAAGAAAGUGCCCGAAUUAUGGCUACCAACUCUGACUUGGUUGGAACCCAGAUACAGUCGUGUAAAGAUGAACCCUUUCUUGCUGCUAUACCUCUACAUAAACGCAUACUUGAAAUGGCUAAAAAAUUAGGAAUUACUGAUGUGCCAGCUGAGGUGGUUACUUUUAUUUCCCAUGCAACACAAAGCAGAUUAAGAACAGUGAUAGAAAAAGUAACUGUGAUAACCCAGCACCGCAUGGAAUCAUACAAAGAUGAUGAGUGGUAUGAACAAGCUACAGAUGUCCGAUCACAAUUAAAGUUUUUUGAACAGUUGGAACGUUUAGAAAAGCAAAGGAAAGAUGAACAAGAGAGGGAAAUCUUGCUAAAGGCUGCCAAGAGUCGCUCAAGGCAAGAGGACCCAGAGCAAGCUAGACUGAAACAAAAAGCAAAGGAGAUGCAGCAACAAGAACUUGCACAAAUGAGGCAGAGAGAUGCCAAUCUAACUGCGUUGGCAGCUAUUGGUCCCCGGAAGAAACGGAAACUUGAUUCACCUGGACUGCUUACCAUAGGAGGAGAGGGCCUCAGUAUGUCCGGUGGAGGUCAGGCUGGCUUGGGGACUCCUUCAUCCAGGCAGUAUGCACGACAGAAAAUAACGCGUGUAAACCUCAGGGACUUCAUCUUCUACAUGGAACAGGAACGAGAAACGAGCCGUUCUCUCCUGCUCUAUCGAGCUUUGCUUAAAUAAAGCCAAGAAUUGUACUGAUUUCUCCAUA
Phasianus colchicus (ring-necked pheasant) is the source of this 3115-nucleotide messenger RNA. Its product is annotated as transcription initiation factor TFIID subunit 4-like. NCBI's taxonomy places the organism in Eukaryota, Metazoa, Chordata, Aves, Galliformes, Phasianidae. Gene Ontology annotation, cellular component: transcription factor TFIID complex. Gene Ontology annotation, biological process: transcription initiation at RNA polymerase II promoter; DNA-templated transcription. The record is from RefSeq and is a predicted model, not a curated record. Gene Ontology annotation, molecular function: DNA binding; protein heterodimerization activity; RNA polymerase II general transcription initiation factor activity.